AUGUCGAACCCUCCCCAAAAUAACCCCUCUGAAGAGACCCGGGCGUUUCUCGCAAGACAACCCCCGGGAGCCGUUUUUCAAUGCAUGCUAGACAUCUUCAGAUUUUACAAUAUCGGUGAUAGGAUGCCCCGAGGUAAACUCAAUUUCGCAACAUUAACGGAUGAGGACUACGUGCAUUUUACACGAUUCACCUCCGGUAACAUUCGUACCAUUACUACCCUUCUUGAAAUGCCAGAGAAAAUCAUAGGCCCUACGGGUCUGGAAUUUACAAGGGAGGAGGCGUUCUUCUUUCUCUGUGCUAGGCUUGCCUGGCCUACGAGAAUGAAAACAUUGGAGUUUACAUUUGGCUAUGAUGUCGCCCUUAUCUCUGAGGCUAUGAACUGGGCGUUGCAGCAUAUCGUGGACCAUUGGGAUUUUCUUCUUGAUGACUUUGAAUCUGGACACUUGAGCGAAGACCGCCUGGCUCUGUUUGCGAGUAAGAUUCAUGCCAAAGACUCACCUCUCGACAAGUGCUGGGGCUUUAUAGAUUGCACCAUACGAAAAGUUUGCCCACAGGUCGAAUGGGAAAAGGAAGAGUAUAGGAUGAAUACGUAUUUGCAUCGCUACAAGUACCAGGCUGUAAAGUCUCCUGAUGGCUUGAUUUAUCAUCUAUUUGGACCAGAGGAUGGAUCACCCCGCACGCUACUACGUGAAAGUCGUCUACUUGAUCGCUGCGAAGAUAAUGCACCAAGCUAUUACAUGGCCAUGAGAUCCUGCCAUGAAUGCGUUGGAUGGGGAUUUGCCGAUGUUCUACGCUUAUGGACGGCUUUGGACUUCAAGACCACUCAGCAGCUGUUUGGAGAUGUCGAUGUAGGAUCGCACUACAGGGUGGCUGUCAUUCUCACAAAUUUUCAUAUCUGCUUGUAUGGGUCAAGUACUUCCACAUUUUUUAAUUGUGAUCCUCCAACAUUAGAAGAAUAUUUGGGUUAA
Morchella sextelata is the source of this 969-nucleotide messenger RNA. RefSeq lists its product as uncharacterized. NCBI's taxonomy places the organism in Eukaryota, Fungi, Ascomycota, Pezizomycetes, Pezizales, Morchellaceae. Bases 1 to 969 code for a protein of 322 amino acids. The transcript is spliced from 3 exons. The record is from RefSeq and is a predicted model, not a curated record.